GAUCUGAAACCCUAGAAACCCAGAAAGAGCUCAGUGAGUCGUACACCGACAGCUCGAUCCAAUCCAACCCCAAGCAGUUUCCCCCCUGAGCUCGGUCCACUAGAUACGCUCUCAGAAGCCCGACCCGUAACCCUAAAUAACAAAAUAACCAAAAACCCAAAAUCCGAAUCUGAACGCCCACACCUUCCCCAACCCAACCACUGACUCCCGAUCUUUCUAUUUUCUCUCUCUUCGCGAAUCGAUCGAAAGAGAGAAAGUUCCCCGACGAACGAACAAUGUUACACCAACUCGGCUGAAUGGAGCUCAACGAUUCAACCGCGAUUGCGGCCACCGCCGCAACUCUGCGCUCUCCCCUCCCGAUCGAUCUCAAUGAGAUCCCUACUUCGUCCUCCUCUUCUCCGCCGCUGCCGCUCGGUCUCGAGGCGGAGCAAUCCGAGCCCUACGACGACCUCGUCGCGCCAGUCGACCUCGUUCGCUCUUUCCACGACCAUCCCGACCCAGCCCCGGGCCUCGUGGCCGGUCUGCCGCGGGAAGGGGCGUGCGGCACCUGCGGCGGCCCCGAGGCGCAGGGCCACGUCGUCGUCUGCGACGGCUGCGAGCGUGGCUUCCACCUGGCAUGCCUCGAAAUGCGCGGCGGCGGCGGCUUGGACGCAGCUGGCUCGUCCGAGUGGCUGUGCGCUGAGUGCCUCGGCGGCGGGGUGAAGAGCAAGGGGUGGCCGUUGGGGUUUAAGAAUAAUAAGAGGAUGAUUUUGGACAUCAAUGCUUCCCCUCCUAGGGAUGCGGACGGGGAUGGGGAGCCUGCUGAGGACGAAAGGCUUCUCCAUUUGAGGAAGUGCACUCCUGGUGAUAAUUCUUCUGAUGGAAAUGCAUUUGGUGCCCCAGUGACAUAUUCAAAUCUUAUAUAUGCGGGGAAUGGAUUUGGGCUGAGAAAAGGUUCAGGAAGGAUGAUGCAUGCAUUCAGAAUGGGGUUCAGGGAUAUAUUGCAUCACGAUGCAGAUAGAGGUUUAGAGGAAGUAAACUGGGGAUUUCCUAUAGGAAAGUGUAGGAGUGGCGAUAACACAAGUAUCAGAUUGCCAUCUAGGAAUCCAAAUGAGCUUUUUCUUCAGGGUCUUAGAGAAUUUGUUUCUGAAAGGCAUGGUGUGCUGGCGGAAGGUUGGCGUGCAGAAUUGAAACAUUCUACAAGUAGUUAUGAACUGUAUGUGGUUUAUUGUUCUCCAGAUGGGGAAACUUUUGGUACAAUGUCAGAGGUUGCUGUACAUCUUGGAUUGAAUCCUGUUAGUCAUGCAAUGGAUAUUGAUAGAAGUGACGGUUCUUGCUCUCAGCUGCCAGAAAAGCCACAUGCAUAUAAGAGGAGAAAAUACAAGAAAAGUAAGGAAGUUUUGGAAAACGGCUAUCAUAAGCAUUUCCUGUCAAAUAUUGUAAGUGGAGGGAUUUCUGAUGGAAAGUUGGGGAAAGACAGGGAAGUUAAAACUGAUGAUAACGGUACCGGGGGUGCUGAGCCAUCUAGUGAUGGAUUCCCAGUUCAGUUUGAAGAUCUCUUUGUUAUUUCUUUGGGAAAAAUUGAUGCCAGACCAUUGUAUCAUGAUGUAGGACACAUUUGGCCAGUAGGUUAUAGAUCAUGUUGGCAUGAUAAGGUUACUGGAUCAAUGUUUGUACAGGAAGUGGAAGAUGGUGGUGAUUUAGGACCUGUCUUCAGAAUCAAGAGGUUUUCAUGCUCUGUUUAUCGCAUUCCUGAGGUUUCAACUGUUUUGGUUAUUGACGAGUUUGCCGUGCAAAACAAUGAAGAGAGUUGUAGUGAGAUAUGUGAUGGAGAUCCAGAAAAUGGUGAAAGUGUUGAUAUGCUUCUUAUGGAGCAUUCUCCCCCUAGUGAAGAUGACAUUGUGAAUUGUCUCAAAUGUGUAUCAAAUGAAUGUAUUACAAAGACAUCGGAGAGCUUGCAAAAUAGUGCAGUAUCUGGCUUGUGUGGGGUGCUUUCAUCGGAUAAGCUGGACGGAGAUUAUAUUGGCGAGAUCUUGGUGGAAGAGCAGUCACCAUCGUUGGCUUGGAGAAAGUUAGCACAGAAAUUAGUUGAUGCUUAUUCUGAAAUUUUUAAGCGUGAAGGCAAGGUUAGGCUGUCCUGCUGCCAUGCUGAUAUUGUUGCUGGAGAACCAAUCUGGACUCGGAGGGAUGGGAAGUUAGGAACUAAUUUUGCUAUGCUGACCAAAUUCUGCAGUUCCCCUAACUAUCUUGGCAUUCCUUUGGUAUACGAGGGCGAGGUGGGCUUAUUGGCAGCUUCACUGUCAAAAUGGCUUGAUGAGGAUAGAUUUGGAUUGGAUGUAGAUUUUGUCCAAGAGAUGUUAGAAGAGCUUCCUGGUGUUGAAAUUUGUUUCAGAUAUGAGUCUCUGAAUCAUAGAAGGAAACAUACUAGAACCUUAACACUAGAAAAUGGACUCGUAACAGCUAAAAGGAAAUCUGGUGUUCAAUUAGAUGACUUAUUUCGAAGAUCUAAGAAAGCAAGGCUGAUUGAAGACAGUGUUAUGGAUUAUCCUCCAGGAAGGCUGUUGUGCCCCAAGCUUCCUUCUUCCGUCCUUGUUGGUGAUCUUUAUCAGGUGUGGGAGUUGCUGUGUCGUUUCCAUGAUAUUUUGGACUUAAAAGAUCCCCUUACGUUGGGGGAACUUGAAGAGGAAAUUAUCAACCCAUGGUCUGGUUGCUCAAUUGAUGGGUGUACCCUUACCAAGAAUGUUAGUGGAAGUCAUGCCCCCGAUAUUUUAGGACUUGAUAAAAUGGAUAGCCUACUCCAGUCUUCAAGAGUGGAAAAUACGGCAGUCCAUGAAGAUGAUCCGCAUGCUUUUAUACCAGUGGAGGCGGAAAUUGCUACUGAUGCUGCCCAAACUGAACUCGCCUCUGUUAAUCCCUUUGGAUGCAUGGGAGCAUCUUUGACUAGGGCUCAUAGUGCACUCUUAGCUGUUCUGAUAUAUGAGUUACAGUCCAGAGUUGCUGCACUUGUAGAUCCAACUUUAGAUUCUGGGGACGUAAAAUCAAAAAGGGGCAAACGGAGAGACUCAGAUAAUGCAAUUUCUGCCAGAAGAAGUAAGCUUAGUAUGCUUCCUAUCAAUGAAUUGACAUGGCCAGAAUUAUCCCGGAGAUUUGUCUUGGCAGUCUUGUCCAUGGACGGUAACCUUGAAUCUGCUGAGAUUACUGCUCGUGAAAGUGGCAAAGUAUUUCGCUGCUUGCAAGGGGAUGGCGGGGUGCUGUGUGGUGCACUUACUGGGGUUGCAGGCAUGGAAUCAGAUGCACAUUUACUUGCAGAGGCUAGGAAGAAAAUUUACGGAUCCUUAAGUUGUGACAUGGAUGUUAUUACCAUUGAAGGUGAAGUUGCAGAUGCAAGUGGAACUAGUGAAAAGAGUGAUCCAUGUGAUGUGACCAUGCCUGAGUGGGCUCAGGUGCUGGAGCCUGUUCGAAAACUGCCAACCAAUGUUGGUACCAGAAUCAGGAAAUGUGUUUAUGAUGCUCUUGAAAAAUGCCCACCAGAUUGGGCAAAGACAAGAUUGGAACAUUCGAUAAGUAAAGAAGUGUAUAAGGGAAAUGCAUCAGGACCAACAAAGCACCUUCUAAGUAUUACUGGGUUAGUCAUUUAUUUAGGUGAUGGGUCCCUCGCCCAUGCUGGAGUACGAUUCUCUGAUCUACUUUCCAACCACCUGUCAUCAGAAUGUUCUGCUUUUUGCAGUACACAUACAUUGAACUGGACUUUUACUAGCAUGGGUGAUUCAUAUCCUGUUCUCAGUCCACUCAUUGUUCAAGUGCAGAAAGCAGUACUUGCCGUGCUGGCAGAUGUACAGAAUGAGAUAGCAAUGCAGAAUUCUGAAAAAAGAAAUAAGAGGAAGAUGGCUAUCGCGAUAUCCGACGUUAUAAUGAAGCAAUGUCGGAUUGUCUUACGUCGGACUGCUGCCGAUGAUGAUGGAAAAGUUUUCUGUACCUUGCUGGGAAGAAAUCUACUAAAUUCAAAUGAUAAUGAUGACGAAGGACUCCUUGGAUCUCCAGCCAUGGUUUCUCGUCCUCUUGAUUUUCGGACUAUUGAUUUGAGAUUAGCACUUGGAGCUUAUGGGACUUGCCAUGAAUCCUUUCUUGAAGAUGUUCGAGAGUUGUGGGACAAUGUGCAGGCUGUCUUUCAUGAUCAGUCUGACCUGUGUGAGUUGGCUCAGACGCUGUCCUGCAAUUUUGAAUCUUUGUAUGAGAAAGAGGUUGUCAACCUUGUUGAGAAGUUGGAGGCGUAUGCUAAAAUGGAUCACUUAAGUGAAGAAACUAAAAAGGAUUUGGAGGAUGUCCUUGCCUCUGUUAAAGAUAUUCCAAAAGCGCCCUGGGAUGAAGGUGUCUGCAAAGUCUGUGGUGUGGAUAAAGAUGAUGACAGUGUCCUAUUAUGUGAUACUUGUGACGCGGAGUAUCAUACCUAUUGCUUGAGUCCGCCUCUAGCCAGGAUCCCGGAGGGAAACUGGUAUUGCCCAUCUUGUGUCAGUGGUGUUUGUGGCAUUCAGCAGGCAUCACAAACCAGUCAUGUUGCUGGCAGAAGUCUACGCAAGAAGUACCAGGGCGAGGUGACCAGUGCUUACUUGGAGAAACUUGGACGUUUAUCUGUUGUAUUAGGAGGAAAAGAGUAUUGGGAGUUCACUGUGGAUGAGAGGAUCUUCUUGCUCAAGUUCUUGUGUGAUGAGUUGCUUGGCACAGCUCUGAUCCGUCAACAUCUGGAGCAGUGUAUGGAAACAUCAGCAGAGUUACAACAGAAACUCCGAUCAUUUGUGGCUGAAUGGAAAAAUCUGAAGUCCAAGGAAGAAUUCAUGGCUCUAAGAGCUGUGAAAAAGGAUUCUUGUUUCAUUGGUGAAAGAUAUGUGAAGGAAGGUGUAACUUCUGCACUUAUGACUUCAUGUAGUCAUGUGGUACAGCCAGUUAGUUCAAGUGAUCCACCUACACUUUGUAGUCCUUUAUCAAAUGAAGUAUUGACAAUGAAGGGCUGCGGAGAACGAACUGGGAUAAAUGGCUGUAGUGAGAGCUCUAUGGAUUCUCGAAUCUUUCAUGGUGGCAAUGAACAAGCUGUGUGUAGCCAAGGUAAAGAACAGCAAGUGUUGAUGGAUGGUAAGAAUAGAAGCUAUCAAGAGAAUGGUAAUUUUUCUGCACGCGAUCAGUCCCCGUCAGAAAAUCAUUUGGCACAGGUUGGUGAUGCUAUCAUUAAAAGUGAAUCCUCGAAUUCACAUGGACACUUGACCACUGAUAAUAUGAAUGAGCCACAAAACUAUGAUACCGAGCUAAGUUCCCUCAAGAAUGACAUUCUUAUGUUGAAGAACUCCAUUAUGAGCAUAGAAUUGCAGCUGUUUAGGUUGUCUACCCGGAGAGAGUAUUUGGGAAGUGACUCUUUGGGUCGCUUGUACUGGGCUUCAGCUGUGCCAGGAAAGAAUCCGUGUGUUGUUGUAGAUGGAACCUUGACACUGCAGCAAAGAGAAAUAUCAGGUUAUAGAGACCCAGUAAGCAGCAAGUUGGGGACCAUUAACUCUCGCUUACCUUCUGGAAGACUUAAGGACAAUGCUGAGGUGCAUCCCUACUGGAUUGCUUAUGAAUCUGAUUCAGAAAUUAAAGAACUCAUUUGUUGCUUGGAUAAUGAUCUAAAACAGAGAGAACUGAAAGAGUCUCUUCUGCAACUGCUAAAGCUGAGAUCUCUUGAAAAUCGCCAAAUUUGUUAUUCAGUUGAGGCUGAGCACCAACCAGCACCACCAGUGGAUCUAAACAAGGAGAAAGAUUUAUCUAGAGAUUGUGUCACUACAAAAGCUGCUAUGUUUAUGGAGAAGAAAUAUGGCAAGUUCGCUCAGUUAGAGUCUGGUCACGUGUCAAAUAAGUUGUUGGAAAAGAAAAGAAUGACUGAUGGAGAUAAGAUGUACAGGUGCGAGUGUUUGGAGCCAGUUUGGCAGUCUAGACUCCAUUGUUUCACUUGCCACCGAACUUUCAUUGAUGAUGCUGAAUUGAAGGGCCAUGGUGAUGGCACUUGCUGUCAAACUCAGAAAUGUGAAGAGAGUAAUCAUUCUAUUAAGCUCAUGGGCGAGAUGGCUUCAGAGGCAGUUAACAAUAACUGCACGGGCAAAAUUGCUGAAUCUUCUAAAAGCAGAUCUGAUCCCAGAUCUAGGCUGGAUAAAUUUCAAAGUGAAGUGAUACCAUGUCCCUACAACUUUGAAGAUAUCAGCUCUAGAUUUGUUACAAAAGAUUCUCUCAUGGAGUUGGUGCAGAGUAUAGGUCUGCUUAGUUCGAAUGGUGUACCGUCUUUUGUUACGUCUGUUUCUCCUUGUGUCAGUGAUUCCACUGUAUUGUUGAUUUCUGCAAUGAAAGAUGGAGGUGGAGGUGGUAAGUCGAAUCUUGAUAGGAGCCAGGUUGAUCAACCAGUUUCUGAUAAAGUUUCUGGGAAAUCAGUUGCUGAUGAAACAAAUGAGCUUGCAAGGACUAAAAAGUCUUUUCCUGGAGGUCCAGAAAGGCGGGAUCUUAAGUCUCACUUUGAUAGACGGAGUUCUGAAACCAGGCAUUUGAAUCAUUGUAUAAUUCCUUCUUCUGCUCAAAGGCCAUUACUAGACAAAAUUUCUGCACCUAUUAUGAGGCAGCUGAAGAUAAAUUUGCUAGACAUGGAGGCUGCGCUACCUGGAGAAGCCUUGAGGGCUUCAAAGUCAGGAAUAGAAAGAAGUUGGGCCUGGCGUGCCUUUGUUAAAUCGUCCAAUUCAAUUUAUGAGAUGAUCCAAGCGACAGUAGUAUUGGAGGACAUGAUUAAAAGAGAUUACUUACGUAAUGAGUGGUGGUAUUGGUCGUCUCUCUCUGCUGCUGCCAAAACUUCCACCAUUUCUUCCCUGGCUCUGCGGAUAUUUUCCCUUGAUUCUGCCAUUUUUUAUGAGAAAGUUCUGUCCAAUUCGGAUUCUCCAGAGAAGUUGAAGCCCAUCAGUAUAUCUGAAGAGAAAACAGCGCAUCUGGAUUCACCUGACAAAAGCAAGACAGGGAGGAAGUCUAAUAACAAGAAAAGGAAGGAACCAGAAGGUUAAUGGAUGGUUGUCAUUUCUAAAUAAUGAGAACCUAGGUUUAGACUCAACCUUAGGGGACAAUCAGAAUGAAGCACGAGGGAUUUUAUCUGGUGCGUACCUGUUCAUCUCAACGGCUCAACCUCAACGCAUUUUGAUGGAGCUGCUGCCUUGGGUGCUUCAUAUUAGUGUAUAUAAAAAUAUGCUGACACGCUAACUCAAAUGAUGGAUUGACGAGUCAAAAAAAUGCUCUGGUUCAUGCAAAUCAGAGUAGUCUUGUACAAAAAGGAGCAGGACCAGCGCCGUGGUGAUUGCUGCUGCAGAAAAUAAUUUUGGUGCGUGAGAAAAUGAGAUGAGUUUGGUAGAUGGAAGAAAAUCCAUGUAAUGGGGAAAUCAUGUCGAAAAAGAAAUGUCAUUCACUGAGGCCUGGAGUAUGAUACGCUGUAGGGACUGCUACUUAUCUCCCGGAAUCCUCAUCUGGAGGUGCCGACGAACAAUUCUAGAAGUUGCUGGAGCUAGGUUUUCAAACCUCCUCACAACAGGUAAUUUUUCCUCACGUUCCGAAGUUUCUGUGCGUCAGGCAUCCUCCUUCCUUCCCUGCGUCCCCUCUACUUUCCCUUUGAACGAAGUGUGGCUAUUUUGGGGCAAAUACUGGUUAGUGUUUACACUGAGGUUCAGUCUCUUUAAGGUGACUGGUAUGUAGUUGUUUAGCGAGCCAGUUUUGUUAUAGUGAGCUUUUCGGCACUUGGGGUUCCGUUGCUCAUUGUGUAAUCUAUGUAACUCUGGGAUUUGUAGUCUGCCGAUUAUUACCGAAGGAAAGAAUGAGCUGGAAGCUGGGAGACGGAUUUAGUUAGUGACUUAGAGUUUAGGGUUGGACUUCUUCAUGGAAGUCAUGUACUAUACUUGUCUGAUUUGAAUCAAUGUCCAUCUAAUAGCUUCGUCCCAAUCGAAUCUUUGCUACGUGCAUUUGAUUGUGUUUCCUUUCGACUUUGAAACUAGACAUUAUUACAGUAUGAUUCGGUUUCCCCCCUCAAUUUGAAACAAAGAAAUGAAAAUUAGGGUGAAAUUGAGGCUUGUGGUGGUUGAAGUGGCAGUGGUGCCUUGUUAGCUGUGUCAUAAGCAAUUGUUUGCCUCAAAAUCAGCUCAUUUGUUAAACAGUUUUCCCAGCUCCAGAUGUGACCUUUUUUAUUAUCAUAGAAGAU
Molecule: messenger RNA, 8218 nt
Organism: Linum tenue
Lineage: Eukaryota; Viridiplantae; Streptophyta; Magnoliopsida; Malpighiales; Linaceae
Source: the annotation of a GenBank genome assembly